GUUCAUUCAGCCAGAGUCAACAAGUUACUCAGGGCUUAACUGUUUCAGAGGAGCAGUUCCUUAUGAGCAGACACCAUGCAGUUCUCUCUGUGCAGGUUGCGUACCCACCAGUGGUGUUUCCUGCUCUUUAAUGUGCUUCUGUUCCAUGCCCUGUUGUUUGGGGCUGACUUCGUAGAGGAGUACAUUCUCCAGCCCACCCCAGGGGUGUACACAGAUGGAACAGUCCUGGACGUGAGGGAGAGGGCCCGUAAACUAGACCUGAGUGGGACCAGGGGGAAUGAGUCCCAGUAUUACCCUAUUACAAACCCAAAUGCCUGCCUGAACAGUGAUCUCUUCCUCCUCACCAUCGUCUUCAGUUCCCCAAGCAAUCACACCCAGAGGAACGCGGUAAGGGCCACUUGGGCCAACCAAACACGGGUCCAGAGUUUUGCCGUGAGAACACUCUUCUUCCUGGGAUUGUCUCCCUCCACCGCCACCCAGGAGACUGUUAUGACGGAGUCCGGUCGCCAUGGCGACAUGGUCCAAGGAUACGUGAAUGACUCCCCUCAUGGUCAGGCCGAGAGGGAGGUGUUGGCGUUACGGUGGGUGGUGGCUUUCUGCCCAGUAGCCAGGUUCGUCCUGAUCACACAGGACUCUGUGUUUGUCAACCUCCCUGCAUUAGGGGGUUACCUACUCGGGCUAAGAAGGCACCCUGAGGACCUCUACUUGGGGAGGGUGAUACACAAAGACACCCCCGACCGAGACCUCUCUAGUCCCAGCUACUUAGCUCCAGCCCUCUAUCCAGACAGAUAUCUCCCAGACUACUGUGCCAGAACUGCCUCUGUCCUCUCCCAGGAUGUGGUCAGGAAGGUGUAUGUGGCGUCAGCUGGGGUCCGUGCCACCCUUCCCGCUGAUGUGUUUGUGGGCCUGUGUGCCUGGAAGGCCGGGGUGGUACCCACCCACAGUGCACGCUUCUCAGGGGAGAAACACAUUCAUUAUAAUGACUGCUGUUAUCGCUACCUGUUCAACACCGCAGGGAUGGGGAGUGAGGAGCUUGGGACAGUGUGGGCAGAUCUGGGCCAGGAGGAUGGAGGAUGUUCCCUUCUAGAGACCUACUAUGGCCUGGUGGCUUGCAAGGCUCUCACUUACCUGGACAAACUGUCCUUCUUCAACUCAAAGGGACAGGAAGACUGAAUCCAAAUCCAAUCAAAUUGUAUUGGUCACAUACACAUGAUUAGCAGAUGUUAUUGUGAGUGUAGCGAAAUGCUGCUGCUUCUAGAGCCGACAGUGCAGCAAUAUCUAACGGGUAAUAUCUAACAAUUCCACAACAAAACCUAAUACACACAAUCUAGUGAAGGAAUGGGAUAAGAAUAUCUAAAUAUUAAAUGGAUGGAUAAGCAGUGAAAGUGACUAAGAUGCAAUAGAUAGUGUAGGAUACAGUAUAUACAUAUAAGUGUGUGUGUGUGUGUAUACGUUGGAAUUUGAGUCUCAGUAUUACAUUUCAGUUUUUAUUUCAGGAAACAAUUCCCUACUUUAUUUGAUCAUGUAAAUAUGAAGCGGAUUAAAUAUUAAUUGAAGUGUUGCAGUUAAAGGGAUUUGAUUACGAAAGGCAAGAUUGUUUUGCAGUAGAAGCCAGAUAUUGUUGCUGUGGGGGGAGGUGCUGAUUUUGGAAUGUAACCAUACUUUAUAAGUUAUAUAUCAUCAACGAUACUAUUUAGGCCUGUAUAGCAUUUGUGAAGUCAUCAUCAGCUGUUGUUUCAAUCCAACCCAGGGUUCACAUAUUGUGAAUGGAUCAACUUGCCCGAAGCACCCUAACACAGGCGGGAGGCAUAAAAUGAACAGACCAGAGGCAGUGGCUGUGGUUCCUUUCGUUUUCUAUCGUUUACUAAACGGCUCUUUCUUUACCCAGCAAAAUAACUCGAGUACAGGGAACGGCCAACGCUGAAACACCAGCGUAGCGAAACAAAUUAACCUAAUCUAAACCGUUGACCAAAAUGCCGUGGCCAAAAAGCGAAAGCAAAACAACAAACAGCUACUCCUGUCUUAGACUAUCGUCUACACACAAGUAACAGGGGGAAGGCUUCUCUCUACCUAAAGCCUGCCUUGGUUAAGAGACAAGGUGCCCCAGUCACAGACGCUUUCUCUGAGGUAGGAAACCCUGACGUCCUCACAGGUCCCGGUCGCUACUCCCAAUCUUUCCCUAGCUCCUCUCCUGGCACACCUAUAUAGAGGAAGACACAAAGCAAUUAGUGGGCCCAGCUGUGUACUAAUUGGCUUUACACGGAGUACCUAUCCCCUGAGGAGGGUGUUGUCGUGCCGUCUACCUCCGGCUGGUCACUGAACUCUCACAAUAUGGUUUUAAAUUUAGGUUGAUUUUAAUUUUAAUCUUCAAUUUAGUUAUUCAUAUGUCAGAUUAAUGUCACCAUCUCAGGCCAAUUUGUUUUUAUCUUGAGCGGAUGGACAAGGGGCCAGAACAUAAUUACAAAUAAUUUGUAGACUGCAAAUUGACUGCAAGAAGCCCAAACAGAUAUAACUUCACUUUAUCACAGGUGACAGUUUUAAUACUUAUCACUGCAUCCUGUAUCGAAAGUCUCGUAGAUCACGUUUUGCUUAAAAAGCUCUAUACAAGCCUCUGACCUACCUCACUGUUAAAAUGUUAGAAUAUGAGACACCAAACCCGUUCACAGGGUUCACAGGGAUGGUAAACUCUCGAGGGUAGCCAUCUCGAUCUAUGUUAAUCCAUCUUCAGUUUUACUGCCCCCAUUUUUGGAAUAGCCUACAAAACUCCCUACAUCUUGACUCUCUGGUGCCUCUGGCGCAGUUUAGGACUUUAAUUGUUGAAUGAAUUUAAUGAGAAUUGCAACUGCUUGGAUUUGUGGUGUUUGAAGCUGUGGUGUUAAUUCUGUAAUUGUGUUUUUUUUUUUUUUUAAUUUAUGCAAUCAUUUUUUAUUUAUUGUCCUCAUUGUCACGCCCUGACCAAACCAAAAUAGAGACAUAAAAAGGUCAGGGCGUGAGUUGGGGUGGGCAUUCUAUGUUGUGUGUUCUAUGUUUUCUAUUUCUGUGUGUUUGGCCGGGUGUGGUUCUCAAUCAGAGGCAGCUGUCUAUCGUUGUCUCUGAUUGAGAACCAUACUUAGGUAGCCUUUUCCCACCUGUGUUUGUGGGUAGUUGUUUUCGGUUUUGUGUUGCUGGACCUGA
This is a messenger RNA of Salvelinus fontinalis (brook trout), 3174 nucleotides long. RefSeq names its product beta-1,3-galactosyltransferase 9. The transcript is spliced from 3 exons. Lineage: Eukaryota; Metazoa; Chordata; Actinopteri; Salmoniformes; Salmonidae. Gene Ontology annotation, molecular function: hexosyltransferase activity. The record is from RefSeq and is a predicted model, not a curated record. Gene Ontology annotation, cellular component: membrane. The coding region runs from base 76 to 1173 and encodes 365 amino acids.